AUGAUUGAAGAUUUGCUUGACUUCGUUGUCAUUGAAAAACUCAACCCUGAUGGCAAGAAGUAUGAUAAAGUUUCUCGUGUUGUAGCACGCAAAACAUUGAACAUUGAUAGCACUCUGAUUAGUCCUCAUGAUGCCCAGGUAGCUUUGACCCAUGGGCCUGAGAAUGUCAAACCUCAAGUCAGACAGACAGAUGGAAAUGGCAAUUUCUGCUUUGAGAGCUUCUUUGAUAUGGAUGUUGGUGCUGAGGAUGUUAUAGGAAUUGCUUUUGUUCAAAAAGGCUAUUAG
Dovyalis caffra is the source of this 285-nucleotide messenger RNA. Lineage: Eukaryota; Viridiplantae; Streptophyta; Magnoliopsida; Malpighiales; Salicaceae. The record is from the annotation of a GenBank genome assembly.